AUCUCUUCUUCUCCCUAAGUAACCCAAUCACUGCAAAACAACAAGGUUCGUUUAUAGUCAUUUUUUGGAAUCCAAGAAAGCAAAAGGUAACAUGAGUCUGUGUAGCUACGGAUUGUUAUCGAACGAUCAGUAUUUCUUGCUUAAUUUCGUCAUGAGCAAUUAUUUGGGUCCUGAUGUGUUUUCUGAUGAGCCAAGAUGUUCAGCAUUUCAGAGAUUAGCCAGAGGUCUGCCUCCUUACACAUUGAAGCAGAUGGGAUCUUCCUCUCUAACUGUUGCGCAGCUACAGAACUUGUACUAUUAUGUACUGAGAAACGCCAAGUCCACUCUAGUUCUUCAUCCAGACAUGAUUUAUAAGUAUCUGAAGGGAUCUCUACCGUUGAAACCAAUCGGAAAGUUUCAUCAGUUCACAUCUUUUUUCCCGACGAAUCUUCACCCACAGAAAAGCUAUUCCCCGAGCCACGAGGUUGUGAAGGGCAUCGUUGUUAUCGAUGAUCCUGCAGUGGAGUUCAUUAGCAAGGAAGAUUUCCAAAGAUUCAGAUGCUUGUCGAGUUUGAACGACCUGAAAAUCGACAGGGUCGUGUCUUUAUCUCAUCGACCUGUGCAGCUGGAUGAAAGCCGGGGAACCGAGCAGGACUGUUCAAGAAAUGGGGAAGUGACACCCAAUGGACUUGUCACUAAGCAAGACUUCAAUUCAUAUGGAGAGAUUCGAGAAACAUUCAAAGGAAAGAAAGAGGAUGAACCAGCUUGUGUAAGCUUGGGAAAGAAGCAGGAGUGUUCAAGAAACAAGGAAGCGACAUCCAAUGGUAUUGUCUCUGACCAAAAGUGCAAUUCACCUCGAGAAACAUGCAAGCGAAAGAAAGAUGAAGAAGAAGCAGUUGCUGUUCAUGCUGCUUGUGAAAUCAGUAAAACCCCAGAACGAUUUCGGGAGGUGUACAGGAGAAAACGGCUCAAGAACUCAUCAACGAAAGCAACAAACAAAAUUGGAGCUCUUAUGGAAAGAAACAAAACAGAUAAACCCACCAAAUGUGAUGAAGAACCGGCGGUUGUAAUCACGGGAACAGCCAGUAAAGGAGCUUCAGGACCAUCUAUUGGUGCUGUGGACAUUGGUGUCAACGAAGUUGCUUACUUUUUUCAGGUUGCUUUGCCCGGUGUCAGCCAAGAUAACGGUGAAUUCAGCUGUGAGAUUGAAUCAGAUGGAAAGGUGAUACUGGAGGGAUCGACAACGACAGGAGUGAAAACAGUCAAUAGGUUUUCUCGGGUUUUCGAGAUGAAAGUCAAGAAGCUGUGUCCACCUGGACCAUUCAAGCUAUGCUUUAGCCUCCCAGGUCCUGUUGAUCCACGGCUAGUCUCUCCCAUCUUCCGAUCAGACGGUAUCUUCGAGGCUGUCAUCAUCAGGAAAAAAAACUCUUAACUAAACCAGAGGUCCCUUCAAGUAAACACUAGGAUCUCUGUAAAUCUUUUGAUGUUAAUGGAUAUAGAAGCUAGGCCCUAAUCAAACCGCAUGCACGGGCAGAUCUCUCACUUUUUGGACAUGACUCGGUCGUUUUUUGCGUAUUAUGCUAACUUGUUUGUAAUGUUGAUUCUCAGAACUAAUGUUGUUACUAGUUACUUCUUCAUCAGUGAACUAAACCGAAACUAAACGG
This is a messenger RNA of Eutrema salsugineum, 1643 nucleotides long. RefSeq names its product increased DNA methylation 3. NCBI's taxonomy places the organism in Eukaryota, Viridiplantae, Streptophyta, Magnoliopsida, Brassicales, Brassicaceae. The transcript has 3 exons. Bases 92 to 1411 code for a protein of 439 amino acids. The record is from RefSeq and is a predicted model, not a curated record. Gene Ontology annotation, cellular component: nucleus.